AGUGAGACUGUGGUGGAGGGCACCCUGACCCACCCUUUUGCCCUGACACUGUCUGAGGAGACCUUAUACUGGACCGACUGGCAGACCCGCUCCAUCCACGCCUGCAACAAAAACAGUGGAGAUAAAACCAGAGAGAUCCUCAGUGGGAUCUACUCUCCGAUGGACAUCCAGGUCCUGGAGGCCUACCGGCAGCCUAACAUCCUGACCCCCUGCAGUGACAGUAAUGGAGGCUGUAGUCAUCUCUGCCUGCUCUCUCCAGUGCAGCCUUUCUACAGCUGUGCCUGCCCCACUGGAGUCCAGCUUAAACCAGAUGGGAAGACAUGCAAACCAGGAGCAGAGCAGGUUCUACUGCUGGCUCGAAGGACGGACCUCCGGAGGAUCUCACUGGACCUGCCCGACUUCACUGACAUAGUGCUACAGGUCGAUGACAUUCGCCAUGCCAUAGCUAUAGACUAUGACCCAGUUGAGGGUUACGUCUAUUGGACGGAUGAUGAGGUUCGGGCCAUCCGCCGAUCCAACAUUGACGGCAGCAAUGCCAUGAUGCUGGUUACCACGGAGAUCAACCACCCAGAUGGCAUUGCUGUUGACUGGGUGGCCAGAAACCUGUACUGGACCGACACCGGCACUGACCGGAUCGAGGUAACCAGGCUGAAUGGAACGUCUCGGAAAAUUCUGAUUUCUGAGAAUCUGGAUGAACCCAGAGCCAUCGUCCUGGACCCCGUCAAUGGGUACGAUUAG
Messenger RNA from Notothenia coriiceps (black rockcod), 738 nucleotides. Its product is annotated as low-density lipoprotein receptor-related protein 5-like. Gene Ontology annotation, biological process: nervous system development. Lineage: Eukaryota; Metazoa; Chordata; Actinopteri; Perciformes; Nototheniidae. The transcript is spliced from 5 exons. The coding region runs from base 160 to 738 and encodes 192 amino acids. The record is from RefSeq and is a predicted model, not a curated record.